AUGGCCGGCAAGAGCUGGACCGCCGCUUUAAGAGGAGAAGGAGCAGUAGAAGACGUAAUCAGCUCUUUACCUGAUGUGAUCCUCCAACAUAUCCUCACCUUUAUUCCAACAAAAUUCGCCAUCAGAACAUCUCUUCUAUCAAAACGAUGGAGGCAUGUAUGGUGCGAUAUACCUUCUCUCUACUUCGUUGAUUACAUAUGUGAUCGUGAUGAUGAAUCCAUAUACGAAACCCUAAGUAAUUACCACACUGCUCCCAAGAUAAUAAACUUCCACAAACGUACCAGCAGCAAACUCCACGUAGACAAGUGGAUCAAGUUCGCCAUCUCCCGCAACGUGGAGAAUCUUUCCUUGGAAGUCGACCAAUGUGGCAACUUACCUAUUCCUGAUUUCUUCUUCAUCAAUUCCUCUGUCAAGCAACUCACCUUUGAGCUAUGCUUCGCUGAUUUAACUCCCAAAAACUCUGUGCUCUGGACAUCACUGAAGAAGUUGUACUUGGGUUGUUGUAAAGUGUCUGACGAAUCCAUUGCGAAGAUUCUGUCUGGUUGUCCAGUUCUUGAAAGCUUAACAUUGUAUUUUUGCGAUAAACUGAUGGUUCUUGAUCUCAGAGACUCAUUGCGUCUGACAACAUUAGAAAUAAGACGCAACAUUUGGGUCCCCGGGCCAACGCAGAUCCUGGCACCACAUCUCCAUAGUCUCACAUUGAGAAACUCUCUGUUACCGUGUACUUUAGUUGAUGUCUCUUCUUUAACCGAAGCGAAAAUGGAAAUUGGAUUCAACCACGCGCAAAGAACGGUGAAUGCUGAGUUUCUUCAAGUAAUGGUGCUAAAGAUGCUUGAAAAGAUACAGAACGCGGAAAAGCUUACAUUGGGCGGAAACUUUCUUCAGAUUUUAUCUCUUGCGGAGCUUUGUGGUGUUCCUUUUCCGAUGUUAAAGGUCAAAUAUUUGACUCUCGAGACAGUGAUCUUUCAGUAUGUUAUUCCUGGUAUAGAAAGGCUGUUACAAAACUCACCUUGUUUAAAGAAGCUCACCUUACGCGCAUGGGACAGCAACACAUUACCGGGCUUUGACGGCUACCUAACUACGCAAGGCUUGAAUCCGGAUCAAUGCUGGAAAUCAAAAGAUGGAGUCUUCUGGAACGAGAACCGUUGGGAUGUAGAGUUAAAGCACGUGACUUCAUUCGUGGAACUUGUGCUAAAAAACGCAAAGACAUUAGAACAGAUGGUGUUACUAUUGAGCGAACAUUAA
Molecule: messenger RNA, 1245 nt
Organism: Camelina sativa (false flax)
Lineage: Eukaryota; Viridiplantae; Streptophyta; Magnoliopsida; Brassicales; Brassicaceae
Source: RefSeq, a predicted model, not a curated record